Molecule: messenger RNA, 1044 nt
Organism: Trichomonas vaginalis G3
Lineage: Eukaryota; Parabasalia; Trichomonadida; Trichomonadidae
Exons: 1
Source: RefSeq, a predicted model, not a curated record
AUGCUGGGUUCUUCUUCUCAAUUUAAGCAAAUCAUUGUAAAGAAAACAAACUGUCCAUAUGAAUUAAGAUUUAUUGACAUCAGAAAUUAUAUAGCGGGUGGAACAUUAGACCAAUUCACUCAAGAUUUCGGAAACAAUAAAUCACGUGUUAAAUCCUUUUUCCCUUAUCAAUUCAUCACAUGGGAGAAUUACGAAGAUGAAUUAUAUAAAGUGGAACCAUUCACUCAAGAUUCAUUUUAUUCAGCAUUAACUCAAGAAACAAUAUCCGAUUCAGAUUAUCAAAUAUAUCUCAAUGAUGCUAAAAAUUUUGAGAAUAGAUUAGAAUAUUUUAUUCAUUAUUGCAAUAAAGACGUUGAAAUUAUGAUUGACCCAAUUGAUAAAAUUAUUGAAGAAACAUUUGUUUAUAAAAUUGACAUGCUUCAUAAUCUUUCUUUAUCAUCGAAUGCAUCAAUGAUUCGUUACGCGUUAGCAUAUAAGAACUUCAAUCCUAACGAAACAUAUCCAGAAGAAGAAAAUGUGGAAUCAAGUUUUGAAUUAACAAAAAAGUAUUGGAAAUAUAAAAUUGAUUCAUAUAAGAAACAAGAUGAAAAAGCAGAAAGGGAUACUAAAAACAAUGUUUCAAUGGAUGACUAUCAAUACUAUCACGAUUUAAUCCUUUCAUCUAAAUGCAAAAUGUGUGGUAAAGCGUUUACAUAUGCUAAUAAACCAACAUUAGAUAGAAUCGAUAAUGAAAAACCACAUACCAAAGAAAAUUGUCAGUUAAUGUGUUGUUAUUGCAAUGUCGUAAAAUCAAAUAAAGAUGAAGAUGUUCAACGUUUAAGAAUCAAUUUAAGAAAUUAUACAUUAAAAAAUAAUUUACCAAUGACUCUAGAUUCAGUUGAAGCUUAUCACAUCCUCCGUAAUGGAAUUACUGGUGGUUUAUCAAAUGUUCAACAUAGAGUAAAUCUUAAAGGAAUCACGCACAUUAAUAAACUUUCAUAUAAUCCAGAAACUAAAACUGUAUCAAAUGAGGACACUUCCAACAUUAUGACUCAUUUCGUUGGU